CCACCUCUUAACUAGACUCUCUGUUCAGUACUUUUAAUUUACCAUUUUUCUACUCAAGGACUCACUGUUCUCUCUUUGUGCCCUUCGGCGAUUACGAAGUUUUUCCCAACAGACACGAACCACCGGCCAAAGCUGCCCAGCUUCGAUUUCAUCGAAACUCUCUUUCCCUCUCCCUCCUACCUAUUUACUCCCCGGUCGCUGGCCGACUCCGCCUUCUCCAUACUCUCUCUCUCUCUCUCUCUCCCCGACAUUGUUGUCUCCGUCUCCAAUCUCGCCCAUCCUUCAGGGAAUUUUGCUCGGUUCGUCGCGAGUUUUUGAUUUUGCCGGAGAUCAUGGCCGCGACUGCGACUCCCGGGACCCAUGUGGCUUCGAUGAAGCCGGGCGCCGCUCUCCGUAGAUCGCAUGCCAAGCCGUGCGUGGCGUUCUUGGGUGCGGAGCGGAGAGAAGCGUCGUGGGCGAAGCUCGCGAGCUCUUCUCACGUCUCCUCCAGGGACUCGUUGUCGCGGAAACGCGCUCCGGAGCCUGUUGCCUUCAGGAAUGCCGUAACUAGAGCUAUGGCCAGUGUGAAUGAAAGCCGCCCUUUACCGGGAUUGCCCGUUGAUUUAAGAGGCAAGAGGGCUUUUAUUGCUGGUGUUGCUGAUGACAAUGGAUAUGGAUGGGCAAUAGCAAAAUCUCUUGCUGCUGCUGGCGCCGAAAUCCUUGUUGGUACAUGGGUUCCGGCACUAAAUAUUUUUGAGAGCAGCCUAAGGCGCGGGAAAUUUGAUGAAUCACGAGUAUUGCCAGAUGGUUCCUUAAUGGAAAUCAACAAAGUUUAUCCAUUGGAUGCGGUUUUCGACAGUCUUGAGGAUGUUCCUGAAGAUAUUAGGACAAAUAAGCGUUAUGCAGGUUCUUCAAAAUGGACUGUCCAGGAAGUUGCUGAAUCUGUCAAGCAGGAUUUUGGAAGUAUUGACAUCCUUGUGCACUCACUUGCUAAUGGGCCAGAGGUCACUAAACCUCUGCUGGAAACAUCAAGAAAUGGUUAUCUUGCUGCUAUUUCUGCAUCAAGCUACUCUUUUGUAUCUUUGCUCAGGCACUUUGUCCCAAUUAUGAAUCCAGGUGGUGCUUCCAUCUCUUUGACAUACAUUGCAUCUGAGAGGAUCAUUCCUGGGUAUGGAGGAGGAAUGAGUUCAGCUAAAGCUGCUCUAGAGAGUGACACACAAGUGCUGGCAUUUGAAGCCGGGAGAAAACAUAAAGUAAGAGUAAACACAAUAUCUGCAGGUCCAUUGAGAAGUCGUGCUGCAAAAGCAAUUGGUUUUAUUGACAUGAUGAUCGACUACUCUCUGGAAAAUGCACCCUUACAGAAAGAACUAUCUGCUGAGGAGGUGGGAAAUGCUGCUGCAUUUUUGGUAUCACCUUUGGCGUCUGCCAUCACUGGCACUGUCCUUUAUGUCGAUAAUGGUCUCAACGCAAUGGGAGUUGGAGUUGACAGCCCAAUAUUCGAGAAUCUUGAUAUUCCGAAGUCUAAGUAAGGCGGGUGUCUGAAAACGUGCAUUUGCUUUGUGGGUUCUGCGGAAUUUUUUUGGAAUAGCAAAAAUAAGUGCUUCUAGCUUA
Molecule: messenger RNA, 1590 nt
Organism: Eucalyptus grandis
Lineage: Eukaryota; Viridiplantae; Streptophyta; Magnoliopsida; Myrtales; Myrtaceae
Product: enoyl-[acyl-carrier-protein] reductase [NADH], chloroplastic
Exons: 13
Coding region: 333-1508 (391 amino acids)
Biological process (GO): fatty acid biosynthetic process
Molecular function (GO): enoyl-[acyl-carrier-protein] reductase (NADH) activity
Source: RefSeq, a predicted model, not a curated record